UUCCCAACGCGCAAUGAAUCGAGAAGACGCCAAAAGUGACGCAUCUGACAGUAAGAAAGAUGUCGUUGAGCAGGCGUGUUCAGACCAAGAACUGCAACCCGGGGAGCGAUGCUGUUGUAGCAACCUCCAGCGUCUCGCGUCCCCCUACGUCUUCGGCGUCUUGGUGUGUCUCGUCAACCUCCUACAGGCAGCUGCUUCGACUGGAACGGGAGGAGGUGUUUUAAGUACGAUUGAGAAACGCUUCCAGUUAAAAACCUCCGAGUUGGCGCCCUUCCUGAUCGUCAACGACAUCGUCAGUGUUAUAAUGGUGCUCUUCGUGGCGUACUACGGACACACCAGUCACCGGCCAAGAAUCAUCGGGGUUGGCAGCCUUCUAAUCGGCCUGGGUCUGCUGCUCUGUAUGCUGCCGCAGUUCAUCUACGAGACACCGCAGCAGUUUUCGAUCACGAUCGGUCGCGACGAGAACGGUACGGCAGAGGAGAACAUUUACCCGGUGUGCCUGAAGACCGGCGUUACACCUGCUGUUUGUACUGAUGAGGAGGAGAGGAACUCUGGGUCCCUCAUGUGGCAGGUGGCUUUGAUUAUCGUGGGUCAGAUACUGUACGGUCUAGGGUCAGCACCGAUCUUACCUCUUGCGGUUACGUACAUGGAUGACAGUCUUCAUCACCGGACUUCAACAUCGGUUUUCGUAGCUUGCUCGUUCAUCGGCACAGCUCUGGGUCCUCUACUAGGCUUCGGAAUCAGCGGAUUUUGUCUGUCCAUGCACUCCGAUUUUUACAAAGGUCCAGUUUACGCCACAUCCGACGACCCCAACUGGCUAGGCGCCUGGUGGCUGACCUAUGCCUUUAUUGGGUCUUUGAUCACCGUUGUUGGGUUACCAAUAGUGUUCUUUCCGAAGAGGAUCAGGAGACGGAAGGAGAAAGUCGAAGACGCGGAAGAGAUGGUGGAGGUAGUGAAAGAGGGAGUGGCAAGUGGGGACGAGAUUGACAGCGAGAAUGGAAAUGUAGCUGAGCUGUACCGACUGCAUGUCCACAAGACUAGCGAGGGGAAAUUUGCCUUCGUCAAAGGUUUCUUCAGCGCCAUUCUUCGCCUAGUAACCAAUCUGACCUUUAUGGCCCUUGUUUUUGGAGUCUGCGCAGUACUUGCCUCCCUUGCUGGCACUUUAACUUUCAUGGCUAAGUAUCUAGAGACGCAGUUUUCCCUGUCUGCUUCGACAGCACCCAUGCUCUUCGGUAUCAUGCUGACCCCCGGAGCAGUAUUCGGCAAUCUGAUUGGUGGCUUCGUGGUCAAGAAGCUGAAACUGACCAAGAAGGGAAUGGCAAGAAUGGUGGUCAUUGUCCUGCCGUGGCUGUUCCUCCUCGCUCCGGCGUACCUCCUCCUUGGAUGCAAUAACCGGGACAUCGCUGGCAUCACCUUUAGCUAUCCAAACAUGACAGGCACAAAACUUCCAAACCUGCAUGCGGAGUGCAACGCCGACUGCGCAUGUCCGACAGAGUACACUCCAAUAUGCGGCUCCGAUGGUGUGACGUAUGCAACGCCAUGUCACGCUGGAUGCCUAGCUACGGCGCAAGGGAAGCUUGAAGGAGGAGAUGGGGGUAACAUAACGAUCUACACCGACUGUGAGUGCAUUGGUCCAAACAGUCCGGCCGACCCCCUUGGCUUGAGUGGAGACUACGACCACGUGGCGAUCACCGGAGAAUGCCCCAAUGAAUGCAGCAUGCUGAUUCCAUUCGUCGCUUCGGUGACGGUAGGGUCGCUGCUCACCACGAUCGUUGGUAACCCAGGCUUCAUGCUCCAACUCAGGUUGGUAGAUGAUGAUGACCGUUCUGUCGCCAUCGGGUUUACGUCCAUGGCUCUCCGUUUACUAGGAUUUAUCCCUUCACCCAUCAUCUUUGGUGCGGUCAUCGACACGGCUUGUCGCCUCCUCCAGUCGUCGUGCGGGAAGACGGGAAACUGUCUGGUCUACGACAUCGUGCACUUCAGAUACGCCUUCAAUGGACUGACGUUUGGUUUCAACGCACUGUCUUUUAUCAUGUUCCUCGUGUGCUACCUGUCGAUAACAAGAGUGGCUGGUCAAACCAAGGACUUUAAAGAAAGGGCUGAAGUCAACGGAGCACGCGUCGCUAACACUUCUAAUGAUGUCAUUGGCGCAGAUGAGGGCACAAAUGAGACGAUGGGGGCGCUAUAGGCGAAUGGUGUAUGAAACCGUUUUCAGAAGAUCCUACGAGUCUGCGCCAAAAUAAAGGGAUUAAAAUACCGCGGGGUGUCAGCCUCAAUUUGAAACUUACAAUUGCUGAUGUGCAACAAAACAUGUUCUAUCACAGAUUAUCUAAGUCGUACAUCAACCAAUGCCUUUAAAGAUACAGUUUAUUUUUAGGAAUAUAAUAUUGUUCUAGUACAUGUCGUAUUUUUACGUAUUUUUUAGUACAUGUCGUAUUUUUAAGGAAUAAACCAUUUCUUGAUGUUGAAAUUAGCGAACAAUCUUUAAACAACACCCUUGAAUUCACAGUUCUGUGCAUAGCCUACAAAAGAUAUUGACUUACAGUACACAGGACUAUCAUUAAAUAUGAAUGCAUUUGGCAACUUGCUAGACCAUUCUUAGAAAACAGUUAUCUUCAAUGUCUUUAAAAUAAAGUCUACAGGUUAACUGUCAAAUGGUAUAUUAACCUACUUAAACAAGCACUCGCAUUCAAUGUUAUUUAGCAUGACGUCUGAUCCAAAGGUACUUGAUCUUAACAAAUUGUUAUAUUUUCAUGCUUGUUAUUAAAAGAUCGUAGCUCAACUACAAAGACUUAUAGCAAUUCCUCAACAGGUCUAGAGACCUGCCUAAAGUGCUUACCAGCUUUGUAAUAGGAAUAUCAAAAUGCCUAAGAAAUUGGCCAAACGAUGAAAUGGGAUUGCUUUUAUUUGAGUAUAGUUCUUUUGAUCUAAUUA
This is a messenger RNA of Patiria miniata (bat star), 2934 nucleotides long. RefSeq names its product solute carrier organic anion transporter family member 5A1-like. Gene Ontology annotation, cellular component: membrane. Gene Ontology annotation, molecular function: protein binding. Gene Ontology annotation, biological process: transmembrane transport; sodium-independent organic anion transport. The record is from RefSeq and is a predicted model, not a curated record. Lineage: Eukaryota; Metazoa; Echinodermata; Asteroidea; Valvatida; Asterinidae. The coding region runs from base 14 to 2188 and encodes 724 amino acids. The transcript has 11 exons.